AUGGCUCACAGAGCUCUAUUUCAGGUUAUUUUCACCGGUGCUCAGGUCUUCGGAAGAGCGUUUUCUGAGGCUUACAAACAAGCAGCUGUUCAAGCCAGCAAACCGGGUGCUAACGCGGCAAGAGCGGGUGCUGCCAAGGCCGAAUACGGUGGAAUUACGCUAGACGAAAGUUGCAAGAUUCUCAACAUCGAAAACGAGGCAGACUCGGCAAAUCCAGAAAAAAUCGAAGAGAGAUUCAAGUAUCUGUUCGAUGUGAACGACAAGGAAAAGGGCGGAAGUUUCUACCUGCAAAGCAAGAUCUACAGAGCUGCGGAGAGACUGAAAUAUGAGAUAGCCGAGCGAGAAAAGCUGGAGGCAGAGCGACAAACGGGGCCAAGCGAAGACCGUGCAGAGAAGCAAUAG
Lachancea meyersii CBS 8951 is the source of this 402-nucleotide messenger RNA. Lineage: Eukaryota; Fungi; Ascomycota; Saccharomycetes; Saccharomycetales; Saccharomycetaceae. The record is from the annotation of a GenBank genome assembly.